AUGGGAGGUUGCUUCUUUGGCCUCUUCAGCAUCAGGAACAACGGAAACACAAGGAAUCAAAUAUUUGUAGUUGAAUUCGACAUAGUUCAACAAACAAAUUUGCAUGAUAUAGAUGAAAGCCAUGUGGGUGUCGACAUCAAUGGUGUGAACUCCAGUGCCUUCGAACCGGCUGCUUACUAUACAGGGAAUCGCAAAAAAGAACAGGGGGUCCUAGACGGCCAGACACCCAUUCAAGCAUGGAUAGAAUAUGAUGGGCAAAUGAAAGAACUCUACGGUGCAACCAAAGGUUUCAAGGAGGAGUUGGGGAAAGGAGGGUUUGGCAAUGUCUACAAAGGUGUGCUUUCCAGGAGCGGAAUCGAGGUUGCAGUUAAGAGAGUAUCGCAUGGUUCAAAGAAAGGGAUGAGGGAGUUUGUGGUGGAAAUAUCAAGCCUGGGGAGGAUGAGGCACAGGAUCGUGGUCCAAUUGCAUGGUUGGUGUAGACGAUGCAAUGACCUGCUCCUGGCUUAUGAAUUCAUGCCAUAUGGGAGUAUAGACAAUUUUCUUUUUGAUGUGAAAGGUAGAAGCCUGAGUUGGGAACAGAGGUUCAAGAUUCUAAAGGGAAUUGCUUCCGGCCUGCUGUAUCUUCAUGAAGAGUGGGAGCAAGUGGUUGUGCACAGAGAUGUUAAAGCAAGUAACGUGUUGUUAGAUGGUGAUCUAAAUGGCAGGUUGGGUGAUUUUGGUCUUUCCAGACUCUAUGAGCAUGGGGCCAACCCCAAGGCAACCCAAAUCGUUGGGAGUUUUGGGUACAUGGCGCCGGAGUUCUCCAGCACCUGGAAGUCCAGCACGAGUGCCAAUGUCUACUCUUAUGGUGCUUUGCUCCUAAAGGUGGCCUACGGAAGGAGGCCUAUUGAGCCGGAGAGACAUUGUGAAGAGAUGGUUCUAUUGGAGUUAGUCCACUCUUUGUGGAAGGAUGGACGUAUACUGGACGCCAUGGGCAAAAGGCUUGGGAAUAGCUACGUGGUGGAGGAAGUAGAGCUUGUGCUGAAGCUUGGCAUUCUCUGUUCACAGGCUGCACCUGAAUCAAGGCCAAUCAUGCGGCAAUUAACUCAGUAUCUUGACCAUGACGCCUCAUUACCAGAUCUAGAAUGCCAGAAUCUUGUUAUUCAAGACGAUCCAGGCUUGGACCAAAUAAUUGUGUAG
Molecule: messenger RNA, 1179 nt
Organism: Nymphaea colorata (pocket water lily)
Lineage: Eukaryota; Viridiplantae; Streptophyta; Magnoliopsida; Nymphaeales; Nymphaeaceae
Product: L-type lectin-domain containing receptor kinase IV.2-like
Exons: 2
Coding region: 1-1179 (392 amino acids)
Biological process (GO): protein phosphorylation
Cellular component (GO): plasma membrane
Molecular function (GO): protein kinase activity; carbohydrate binding; ATP binding
Source: RefSeq, a predicted model, not a curated record